AUGGCUCCACCCACUUCCAAAGCCAGCAAUGGAGAAUCUCACUCACGGAAGCAAAGGCAGCAUUGGCAGCUACUGAAGGAAAUCUCCAGAUCUGCAGGUCGAGGGGCUUCUCUGCUGCGGGCAGGGUGCGGUGACGGCAACCUGCCCCAGCCCUCCCCCUUCCUAGUGGCCCGUGGGCCUGGCGCUGAGUUCUCCAUCUCCCUCCUUGGCUCAUCACUUCACCUGCGCCGUCUGCAGGAGCGUGGAGGGCCGGGGCUGAGGCUCCAGGCGGGGACCCGCGGCGCGCGCCCGGCCCCGCCCGCCUCGCCCCGCGGGGCUGCGGGGCUGAUAAAUGGCUUCUUGGCCCCGCACGCCCGGUCGGGCUCCGCGGCAGCUCGACUCGCCGGAGUGCUUCCCCGGGCUCCGCUCCCAGCCCUGCCCGCAGUGGGACCUCUGCGCAUGGAGGAGGAGGCGUACCUGGAGCUCUGCCUGGACCAGCGCGCCGCCCAGGGUGACCUCACCCUGCCUGGGUCACCCCAACUCAGCCCAACUGUGCCUGAUGAUGUGUUCACACUUCAUCCAUCCAAUCCAGAGAUUGUGUUUAGUUCACUUUUUAAAGAAGUCGAAGAAACAUCUGGGAGUUUUUCAUCUGUGAAUCUUAGCUUCCCAUCAGGUGAACUUAUCCAAGAAAAUAAAGACCAGACUGUCAUUAGAAACAAGCAUGAAAUUGAAGACAGUUGUGAAACUCAAAGUCAGCCGUUACCCAGUGAACAGGACGUUGGCCUGGACUUACACAGCAGCAGUUGGUCAAAUUCCCAUUCACGUGGUGAUGCUGGUGAUACUGGUGACGCUGACUCAGUCCAGCCCUCUCUUGAGAAAUCAAACUCCUUGCCUCUGGCAUCCAUAACUCCCAUGACAUCAAUGACCUCUGUUUCAGAGUGUUCUGGAAUUGUGCCUCAACUACAGAAUGUAGUUUCCACUGUAAACGUGGCUUGUAAACUGGAUCUGAGGAAAAUAGCUUUGCAUGCAAGAAAUGUAGAAUAUAAUCCAAAGAGAUUUGCUGCUGUCAUAAUGAGGAUCCGCGAGCCCAGGACAACAGCCCUCAUAUUUAGCUCUGGAAAAAUAGUCUGUACAGGAGCCAGAAGUGAAGAGCAGUCUCAACUUGCAGCGAGAAAGUUUGCUCGUGUGAUACAGAAGCUUGGGUUCCCUGCCAGAUUCCUCAAUUUUAAAAUUCAGAACCUGGUUGGAAGCUGUGAUGUGAGAUUUCCCAUCAGGCUGGAAGGUUUGGUGCUAACCCAUCAGCAGUUCAGUAGUUAUGAACCUGAACUGUUUCCUGGCCUUAUUUAUAGAAUGGUAAACUCACGAGUGGUGUUGCUUAUCUUCGCAUCGGGAAAAGUUGUGUUGACAGGUGCCAAAGAACGUUCUGAGAUCUAUGAAGCAUUUGAAAAGAUCUAUCCUAUUUUAAAGAAUUUUGAAAAAGCCUGA
This is a messenger RNA of Ceratotherium simum simum (southern white rhinoceros), 1464 nucleotides long. It is a transcript of the gene TBPL2, whose product is annotated as TATA-box binding protein like 2. Gene Ontology annotation, biological process: DNA-templated transcription initiation. Lineage: Eukaryota; Metazoa; Chordata; Mammalia; Perissodactyla; Rhinocerotidae. Gene Ontology annotation, molecular function: DNA binding. The record is from RefSeq and is a predicted model, not a curated record.